GAACACGUCAACAGUCACACCCUCAACUGUCACACGCUCAACAGUCACACCCUCGUACGGGCUCUCGAUAGCUGCCCGUACCAGGGCGGCCUGCAGCGCCAUGUACUCGCCAUCUUCUUCCCCCUCGACUUCCACUUCCUCUUCCUCUUCCAUACUCCGCAUCUGCCGUUUCCAAUGCAUCCAAAAACACUCUUCCACCUCGUGCCCACGAACCAGGUCGCCCACGACGCCCUCCUCUACCCCGACAACAGGCGCUUUGUGUCCAGCUCCGACCGUGGCCUUGGCCUCGAGGUUGGCUAUCAUGUCCCCUCCUUGCCCCGAGGCCAUGUAAUCACCAGACUCGGCCGAGAUGCCGACCUCAUUCUCAGAGAAAGCACUCCUAAACUCCCCAUGUCUACCAUCCACGUCGCCUUUGAGAUAAACCCUGCUACACGUCUCAUACUUUUAUCUGUCCGAUCAAAACGGGUUUCAUCUGUCUCGUUUUCGAUACAUUCUUCUUGUGACAAUACGCAAAGCUCUGGAGAGGUCGUUGCGGGAAAGGAAAUUACGGGAGAUGGUGUUAUCAUCUAUGGGCAGAAUUACAGCGUCUCCAUUGCAUCUUACAGUUUUGAUUUGAUCUGGCGCACCUUCUCUCCCAACUCUGUCAACAACAUCCGGUGUCUUAAAACCCUCGCCUUUGAAGACUACCAAGCAUCUGUGCAACUUUUGCAGCAUCUGAGGUCGCGCGACCGGCCAACGGAGAACGACAACUCGGAGGCACAGUCGUGGCAUGUUACCAGACUGAACACUGCACAUCCUGUUUUCCGGGACGUUCGCCAACUUCGCGUGGAUAUAGGCUCAGGAGCCUUUGGCACUGUCUAUCGAGCCGUCGAUCAGACCUCUGGCCACGCGUUUGCUAUCAAAGUGGUCGAUCUUGAGAGUCACGGCAACGAAGAUGCAGCGCGUGCUCUGCUUCACAGAGAAAUAAAGAUCAUGCAGAGGCUAAAACACGAACACAUCAUCGAGUAUCUAGGGCACCAACUCUUCCACACUUCCCACCCGGAGAUUUUCAUGCCCCUGCGAACCGGGUCGCUGGCUUCUCUCGCCAAGUCGCAGCCACCCAGCUACAACGCCGACCAGUUCUGUUUAGGCUUCACAGAACAGAUACUCAGCGCCCUCGACUACCUUGCGAGCGAAGCCUUAAUCCAUCGGGACGUGAAGCCCCACAACAUUCUCUACUCGUGCUUAAGCGACGGCCGCUACCUGUUCCAGCUGGCCGAUUUCGGGCUCGCGCAUUACCAAUCGCUGGCCAAAACGUCUUGUGGCACCCCCUACUAUCAAGCUCCAGAGCUCUAUCCACGCGCCUCUGGAGUUAACGCCGCUCAGAGCUCCAAAAUUGAUAUCUGGUCCCUCUUUGCAACUAUAGCUGCAGUGCACUCACGCUUUAAAGAGUUCCCACCGGCCACUGACAACUACGGCCGCGUUCUCAACGUACUUAAAGCCAAAGCCGCACAAUCAUCUAUGCUCGAGCCUAUGGCCAGGCUGCAUCCAGAUCGCCGCGCAUCGGCUGCGCAGAUGCUUGUCUACCUCUUUGAAGGCAGGGGGCUGACAACUGCGCUGUGGAAAAUCCCACCAAUCGAGCCCAAUACCGAGGACGUUCCCCAGAUAAACCCAGCGCCAGGUGUGCAGCCGACGAGGAACGAUCGCGACAAGGCUCCUCGGCCGGCAAGAGAAGCCGCCCGUCCGUUGAUUGUAUAUAAACCACGCAGGCGCGCCCCCCCGCCGAAACAAAGUGGAAACCAUGCACAACCUGCUGCUCCGCAGUUUUCGCCGAUUCGUGCACACAGAGACGGCGUUGUCAAGCACCGGGUCCAACCGUCUACAGCUUCAGCUAGAACCAACGCUCACGCCAGACUGCCGCCGGGCCGAAAGCCGCCGCCCGAAACAGAAUUCCGGACAGGGGCGGGCCUUUAAUUCUGCCCCCACUGACGGAGAACCAGCUAUACUUGGGCGCAGAGAGGUAUCUCACAGGGUCCCAGAGAGCUCUACAAACGGCUUGCAGCGUGGCGGUUUCGAUGGAGGAUGAGAGUGACUUGACGGAAUUACAUUCCCUAGCGUGUGCCAGGCUCGGUUUUUCAAUGUCACAGUAGUAUUUGCAAAACUUAUUGGAGGCCUCCAGGACCCAUAAGACACUCUCACUAUGAUGGUGAUGAUU
This is a messenger RNA of Trematosphaeria pertusa, 2194 nucleotides long. Its product is annotated as kinase-like protein. The transcript is spliced from 2 exons. Lineage: Eukaryota; Fungi; Ascomycota; Dothideomycetes; Pleosporales; Trematosphaeriaceae. Gene Ontology annotation, molecular function: protein serine/threonine kinase activity; ATP binding. Bases 175 to 1953 code for a protein of 592 amino acids. Gene Ontology annotation, cellular component: autophagosome; cytoplasm. The record is from RefSeq and is a predicted model, not a curated record. Gene Ontology annotation, biological process: autophagy; peptidyl-serine phosphorylation; protein autophosphorylation.